Messenger RNA from Pseudophryne corroboree (corroboree frog), 4389 nucleotides. It is a transcript of the gene PIP4K2C, whose product is annotated as phosphatidylinositol-5-phosphate 4-kinase type 2 gamma. Gene Ontology annotation, biological process: phosphatidylinositol phosphate biosynthetic process. Gene Ontology annotation, cellular component: plasma membrane. Gene Ontology annotation, molecular function: 1-phosphatidylinositol-4-phosphate 5-kinase activity; 1-phosphatidylinositol-5-phosphate 4-kinase activity. NCBI's taxonomy places the organism in Eukaryota, Metazoa, Chordata, Amphibia, Anura, Myobatrachidae. The transcript is spliced from 10 exons. The record is from RefSeq and is a predicted model, not a curated record. The coding region runs from base 45 to 1472 and encodes 475 amino acids.
GCCGCCGCUCACCACAGUGGGACAACGCGAGGUCAGGUGACCCCAUGAGGCGGCUGGGCGGAGGUGGCGUGCCACAGCGCAUGCGCUCCCAGCGCCCAGGUGAGACAGGAGGGGCGGAGAGAGGCGACAGCAGCAGCCCAGGCCAGCGGGGGACGGCCCGUCCGGGACAGAAGAAGAGGAGGCGGCUUGGUGGUCGUGCUCGCUGGCGGCAGCAAGGUGCUGACAUGUCCUCUGCCGCCGUGCCCACUGCCUCCUCCUCCUCGGCGGCUGUUGGGAUGCCCGCCACCACAGCCAAGACUAAGACGAAGAAGAAGCACUUCGUGCAGCAGAAGGUGAAAGUGUUCCGGGCCAGCCAUCCGCUCGUCAGCGUCUUCAUGUGGGGAGUCAGUCACUCGAUCAAUGAGCUAAAUCAGGUUCCGGUUCCAGUGAUGCUUUUGCCAGAUGAUUUUAAAGCAAAUUCAAAAAUUAAGGUCACUAAUCACCUUUUUAACAGGGAGAACUUACCUAGUCACUUUAAGUUUAAAGACUACUGCCCGCAAGUAUUCAGAAAUCUCCGUGAGCGGUUUGGAGUAGACGACCAAGAUUAUCAGGUUUCCCUGACGCGUAGUUCCCCUUAUACUGAAAGUGAAGCUCAUGACAGUAGAUUUCUCCUGUCCUACGACAAGACUUUGGCAGUUAAAGAAAUAUCCAGUGAAGAUGUUGCCAACAUGCACAGCAUCCUGUCUGACUACCACCAACACAUUGUGAAAUGUCAUGGAAGCACACUGUUACCGCAGUUCUUGGGGAUGUAUCGUUUGAGUGUAGACAACGAAGACUUCUAUAUGUUGGUAAUGAGAAAUAUGUUCAGCCACAGACUUACAGUUCACAAAAAGUAUGAUCUUAAGGGCUCUUUAGUUUCUCGUGAAGCAAGUGAUAAAGAAAAGAUAAAAGAUCUUCCAACUUUAAAAGAUGUGGAUUUUCUAAAUCUGAGCCAGAAAGUAUAUGUUGACGAGGAACAAAAGAAAGUCUUCAAGGACAAGCUGAAACGGGAUGUUGAGUUUCUAGUGCGUUUAAAAAUAAUGGAUUAUAGCCUCCUGGUGGGAAUUCAUGAUGUUCUCCGAGCAGAGCAAGAAGAGGAGGAGGAACUGGAAGAGGAUGAUGCUGAGAAUGAGGGACCAGGUCAUGUGACUGUUGGCUCCUAUGGGACUUCCCCUGAGGGAAUAGCUGGGUAUCUGAACUCCCAUAAACCUCUAGGCCCUGGAGAGUUCGAGCCAUUUAUUGAUGUAUAUGCAAUCAAAAGCUCUGAUAGUGCUCCACAGAAGGAGGUCUAUUUCAUGGGACUGAUUGACAUUUUAACACCGUAUGACGCAAAGAAGAAAGCUGCUCAUGCCGCCAAAACUGUAAAGCAUGGGGCUGGAGCUGAGAUCUCUACUGUUCAUCCUGAUCAAUAUGGGAAAAGGUUCCUGGAGUUUGUCACAAAUAUCUUUGCGUAAAUCGGGAUUUUUCAUUUCUAUGCAAUUGUUACCUUUCAAAUGGCAUGACAACGUGUCAGCAGGGGGGGAGAUCGCCCUGUAAAAUGGACAUAUUCUGAACUCUGCAAUUGGAGCAAUAGAAUAUUUGUGGACCAAAUAAAGAAGAAAUCUAUCCUGAUGCAAUGGUACUCAGCUAUUUACUAGCAAAUGUAGGAUUGAAGCAUCACCGCUGCUCAUUGUGGUACCCACUGUUUAGGCUCACACCUACCUACCUAGCUAACUGCUGUCAAUGCAGUUCCUUCCUUUCUAGUGAUAUUUCACUUACAUCUGCUCCACAGUCAAUUAAGAUGCUCUGACGUCUAUCAAUAGCAAUUUCAGUGUUAGGGGUCAAUCCUAGUAGAAGCAAAUGGUGUGAUGUACCGGCACCCUAUCUUGCACCCUUUGCGGGCUGGUUUCAGCCCAAAACACGCACACAAUAGCUCUGAGCCUUAUUGGGGUUUUGAGCACUUUGUGCGAGUUUGGGCUGUCGUAAAAUGAUCACGGAUAAUUGGAUCGACCUAUGGUAUUGUUUUUGUUAAAAUACGGUAUUUUUGCCAAUGUCAGUGAUAUGUCGGUGUGUGUUCUGCUGCCUGUACAGACUGAACUCUGUGUAACCAAGUGGUCACACAGGCAGAUUUGACCAUGUAUAAGCAGUUUUACUAGAGACACCAUUGACUGACUGCUGUAAAACUAUUCUACAAGUAAAGGUAUAGUAAUAGGGCUAACCAUAGCAACCAAUGAGAUGGUCUUCUUUCUCUAGUACAGCUAAGAAAUGAAAGCACACAGCGGAUGGCUCUGUUCCUGUGCGGUAGUAUCUUCAGUUAACCGUAGAACACUUUUCAGAAAUUGUUCAAAAUUGCUUCUGUGGGUUGUUGGUAAAAUUCUGCCCUUAAUACCGUGGCAGUGAUCGCGCUAAUCUUCUGUCUGCAUGUGGUGAGGCUCCCUACUCAUGGUGCUGAUGUAUUAUGCUGUACCUUUAGGUAUGGGGUAUAUAACCUUCAGUUUGAAGGUGACUUUUCAUAACCAUUUUAAUUAUUUUCUUAAAUUACAUUUUGUACUCCAUUUGCAGUAAUAAUACACUACUGGGAAAGUCACAAAUAACACUUAUGCUAAUAACUGAAGCGUGGUUAUAACCUCACCCAUUUAAUUUAAUUUUAGUAAAAUUUGAUUUACACCAGUAACCUCUUCAGUGAGGUAAGUAUCAACAGUUUGCGGAUUGUUAAUGGCACAGAGUUAACAUAAACCUCAAUUUAAAUAUUUUUUUUUUGAGUAUACCAAAACCCUAAAUGUAGUUUGCUGUUUGGUUAUAUGCUGUUAUUUGUAAUUGUAUAUUACUAGCCAGGUCUAGUAGUUGUUGGAACGUCUAGUAGAACUGAGACUCUAAAAUAGUUUUUUUUCACUCCACUAAAUAAAUGAGCGAUAUUCCAUAGAGGUUAAAGUCAUCUUCUACAAUAGGGGCAGCCUUUGUGUAUUUAGCCAAUAGGUCUUUUCAACUGAUAAUAUAGUGCUGAACAGGUGCUUGUUCUAAUCUGUGGGUGUUCCUGAAUUAUUCCUCUGCACAGCAACCUGUGCAUCAUUUUGUGUGCUCCCAUCUGGAAGUACACAAAGCAGAUCCCUAAUAAGAGCUGCACACUACAUAUACACUUAUUGUCUACGUUUUUAGCUGUCCUGCAGAAAGGAGGUACUACUAAAAUAUACACAUGGAGACAUACCCACUAUAGAGGAGGGUUGUGCCCUAACGUUUUCUCAAUUAUUUUCUGUUUUGGUGACUUUUGGUGACAGUGCAGUUCAUAUUGAUGGCCUUGAAGCUUCCUCGGAAUGUGGACACUUUCCGUGCAUUCUGAAGGUGCGCAACAAAAUCUGUGAUGUUGGGACACCGUAUUCUAAAGUGAUGUGCACAGCUUCACAUCGCAGAAAAUUCAGUAUGGCCUUCAAACUAUUUAAAAUGCAUACAUAUGAAGAUUUUUUGUAGUUCUUUAAUAAAUCAAAAACAUUUUGGGUUUAGAGCCUUUUUAGAUGUUUAGGUUUUUUUUGGCUUGUUUUCUUUCUUUUUGUAUAUUUCUAGAAUUUGGUAUAGUUACAGAUACAGAAAGUGCAGCGUUUUCCAUGGUAUAGGAUAGAUUAGAUCGAAAUAUCAUAUGAUGCUUUUACUUGGUACACACCUAAAGAGUAAUCUCUCUGGUGGGAACAAAAAUCUGGUAAUGUAUGGGAGCAAAUGACAAGCUCCCAUUUGCUCCCAAACACUGGAAAACAAAAUUGGUUACAUUCGUUUGAUUUAACAAAUCUGAACAAUUGCCGUUUUCAGUGGUUGUCAUUUGCUCACAUACAUUACCAGACUUUUUUUCCCACCAGACAGUCUUAUGUUGCCUAAACAAAAAUGACUGGCAGUGCCUAUAGUGUAAAAUCUAAUGUGAUGUCUGCACACUACAUUUUUUUCUUUUUCUUUUCAUACUAGUUUAUUUUAUAUACCUUGUUAAAAUGUUUAAAAUUAAACUUUAUUUUGUGUGUAUAAAUCUUAAACGAACGUCGCAACAUCCAAAAGAGAAUGUGUUCCGCUAUUAUAUACCAAAUGAUGGGUGUAUGCACUUUUUCAGCUACUUAUAAAUGCUGACCAAAAAUAAUAUUUUAGCCCAGUGCUCCUUGAAUUCUUUUGUAUGUUGCAUAAUAUUGAACGUUUGCAUUUAAGGUUGUUAUGCUCCACAGCAAUUUGUCAAAAGCAGAACUUUGUAAAGCAUAACUUGUAUGUAAAUCUUUUAUCAGCAUUUCAAUAAAAGUGCCUUAUGAUGUUUUGUAAAUAGGAAGAUAUUUCCCCUUUGCACAAAUGUACAAUUUAAUGACUAACAUUUUGUAUAAUCUGUCAAGGGUAAAAACAAAACUAGUAACAUGCAAUUAAACAAUG